AUGCAUAUGGCUAGACCUUUGCAUGCGGUCGAGGAGUUUAGAGGAAUGAUAUUUAAUAGGGAGACCUUCCAUGUUGGGGAUGCAAGCUUGAGUGAGAAGGAUUUUCGUGACAUCGUAGCUGUAGAGAUUUUGAGAACUCGGGUGGUUUCCUUUAGGGAGUUUGAUGCUUUUGGAUCUCCUUGUUCUUCAGGAAUAGAUAGUCGAUCAUUAGUAUGUGAUGGAUUGCCAAUGUGGAGAGCGCUUUUGUUCGGCAAAGGCCAAGGUCAGAUUUACAUUAGGUAUUUUGAAAGAGCUAGGGAAUUGGUGGUGCGAGGUUGUCUAGGGCCUCGAAUCAUGUGCGGUCGAGUCCAUGUCAUGACAGGUGGUGUUGUUAGGAACCAUGAGGUGGAUUAA
Messenger RNA from Lactuca saligna, 393 nucleotides. Lineage: Eukaryota; Viridiplantae; Streptophyta; Magnoliopsida; Asterales; Asteraceae. The record is from the annotation of a GenBank genome assembly.